GGUGGGCGGAGCCCAGUUUGGUUCCGGAAAAGGUGGAGAAGGCUCGAAGCGAGGCGGAGACGAGAAAGGCUCAUCUUCAGAACACUUUCACCAACAUGAACUCUCCACAUUUGUCGCCUCUUGACGCCGUUUAGUCGCCGCCGUGACCCGCUGACGCCCCAGCAUGGACAUAAGUUAACAAUGACGGGGGAGAAAAAGAAGAAGAAGCGGCUGAACCGCAGCAUUCUCCUGGCCAAGAAAAUUAUAAUCAAAGAUGGCGGAAGUCCUCAGGGAAUUGGUGAGCCCAGUGUUUACCAUGCCGUGGUGGUCAUCUUCCUGGAGUUUUUCGCAUGGGGUCUGCUCACCACCCCAAUGCUAUCGGUAUUGCACCAGACAUUCCCUCAUCAUACAUUCCUGAUGAAUGGCCUAAUCCAUGGCGUCAAGGGUCUUCUGUCGUUUCUCAGCGCUCCCCUCAUCGGGGCCUUGUCGGACGUGUGGGGGCGCAAGUCUUUCCUGCUGCUAACGGUCUUCUUCACGUGCGCGCCAAUUCCGCUGAUGAAGAUCAGCCCUUGGUGGUACUUUGCAGUCAUUUCCAUGUCGGGCGUGUUCGCCGUCACCUUCUCCGUCAUCUUUGCUUACGUGGCCGACAUCACGCAGGAGCAUGAGAGGAGCACGGCGUACGGCUUGGUGUCAGCGACCUUCGCCGCCAGCCUCGUCACCAGCCCGGCCAUCGGGGCCUACCUGUCGGAGGCCUACGGCGACACCUUGGUGGUGAUCCUGGCCACCGCUAUCGCACUGUUGGACAUCUGCUUCAUCCUGGUGGCUGUGCCUGAGUCCCUGCCGGAGAAGAUGAGGCCGGCAUCGUGGGGAGCGCCUAUUUCCUGGGAACAGGCUGAUCCUUUCGCUUCUCUGCGCAAAGUGGGCCAGGACUCCACGGUGCUGCUCAUCUGUAUCACAGUGUUCCUCUCCUACCUCCCUGAGGCGGGCCAAUACUCCAGCUUCUUCCUGUAUCUAAGACAGGUCAUAGGCUUCUCAUUGGCGACAGUGGCAGCCUUUAUUGCUGUGGUGGGAAUCCUCUCCAUAUUAGCUCAGACGGUGGUACUAGGAAUCCUGAUGCGUUCCAUCGGGAAUAAGAACACCAUCCUAUUGGGCCUUGGCUUCCAGAUUCUCCAGCUGGCCUGGUAUGGCUUCGGCUCGCAGCCCUGGAUGAUGUGGGCAGCUGGAGCUGUGGCGGCCAUGUCCAGCAUCACAUUCCCAGCCAUCAGCGCCAUCGUGUCCCGCAACGCCGAUCCUGACCAACAAGGUGUGGUCCAGGGCAUGAUCACAGGCAUCCGUGGCCUGUGCAACGGUUUGGGCCCGGCGCUCUACGGCUUUGUCUUCUACCUUUUCCACGUGGAGCUGAGCGACACGGACGGCUCCGAGAAAGGUGCCAAAUCCAACAUGGCGAACCCCACAGACGAGAGCGCCAUCAUCCCGGGGCCCCCCUUCCUGUUCGGCGCCUGUUCCGUGCUGCUCUCCCUGCUGGUGGCGCUCUUCAUCCCCGAGCACACGGGGCCCGGAGCGCGGCCCGGCGCCUACAAGAAGCACAGCAACGGGGCGCAGAGUCACUCCCACAGCCCGCAAGGCAGCGGCGCCGAGGGCAAGGAGCCGCUGUUGGAGGACAGUAGUGUAUAGCCUCAGCAGCCGGGGGAGGGCGGGGCUUAGCCCCCCCAGCCCCCACUUAUGUCACACUUUCAGUAUGUGAAGACUUGUCCUGUGCAGCACAAGCGGGACUCUGAAGAAGAAGAAGAAGAAGAAGAGCGUGUGUCCACUUUCUCUUUUUUGGGCUUUGGUGUGUUCUCACUUGGCCACUCCCCUUUCUGGAUUAAGCGUUACUAACUUUUUAUCGCGGAAGUCCAAAAAGCAGACCACUCUUUCUUUCCUUCACACGUGCAUACAGAGACCAUUUUGUCAGCUCAACACUUUUUCUUUAUCUUCACCAUUCAAAUUUAGCUGUUUUUGUCAUUACGGUUCCAUUACAACAAUCGUUGCCUUGAAGUGACCUAAUAUAAAUAUGUGAUUGCAGAGAAGUAUGGACAUGACACAACCUGUAUGACGACCGCGGUCUGAGAAGGCUGUAAUCGGAUGCUAUUGCUCCCAUCGGAGCUCUUACAAGCUUUUCUUUUCCUUCUCAUCGCCGUGUGUCGCCAUUUUUCUAUGGCAAAAAAUAAUUAGGUUUAAAAACAAAACGUAUUAGUUUCUGUGGUGCUCAUAUAUCCGGCCCAUUUCUGGGAUACUAUACUCCUGUUAGGAUGGCAUCCACCUAGCUGCAGUUACUGCGCCAGCCAGUAGGUGGCGUCAGUCUGCUAUAAGAUUACAACCAUCUCAGUUCCCCCCCCCCCAAAAAAAAGUCUCAAGUGCAUUUCAGCCUCCUCAUCACGUUAGCCAAUAAUGUUUAACACUUCCUUACUUCACUGUAAACUUUAGUGCCAAUUUUCUUCUUUUUCGUGUGUGUGUGUGUGCUUUUGAUUUCCUGGUCAUGAUGUCUUAAAUUUACUGUCUCCAGAUUUAAUACUUUUUUUUUUUUUUUUUAAAUGUCCGUAUCUAUAAAUAUGUACAACCUUUUUAAAGAAAACAUUUUAGGAAUCCCGACGAUUUAAACAGGCGUCCAUCUCAUUUCACGUUGGUUAACAUUUUUCUUUAAAAGUCAGCGAGAGUUCCAAACUAUGUAUAUCUUUAUUUUUUUAUUUUAUUUACAAUAAAUCUUUGAAUAUCAUAUUUUAAAAUCCCACACUGGACCAAACUGGGCUCCUUUAACGGUGUCGAUUUGCCCUGCCCCCCCUUUUUCAGAGUUGACUCUAGUAGAUGUGCGACCUUUGACCCAUUUGCUGAAUGGGUUCCACCUUUGGGUCGCCAUGGUUGCGUCGUACAAGGAAGCAGGAAGUGUGUGCACGUACCUGCUGGCGUUUCAUUUUUUUAAAGACCAUGUAUCUUGUGGCCUCUCUUCCCCCCCCUCUCUAUCUCUCUGUGCCUAAAAUCAGCCAAGAAACGAGAAGGACAACAUUAAGUCGAGGUGGUUAUUAUGUAAAUAAGGGAAACUAAUGAAACUAUUUAUUAAAGGUUUAUUGUACAAUUAAA
Molecule: messenger RNA, 3096 nt
Organism: Nerophis ophidion (straightnose pipefish)
Lineage: Eukaryota; Metazoa; Chordata; Actinopteri; Syngnathiformes; Syngnathidae
Gene: slc71a1-2
Product: major facilitator superfamily domain containing 14A2
Exons: 12
Coding region: 181-1653 (490 amino acids)
Biological process (GO): transmembrane transport
Cellular component (GO): membrane
Molecular function (GO): transmembrane transporter activity
Source: RefSeq, a predicted model, not a curated record